AUGCUGCUGCUGCUGUGUCUGCUGUCGCUUUCGACCGGCAAGCGCGGCAAGGGCUCUCAUGGACCUUGGUUUAAUGGUUGGUGCACGCGGAUUACCGAUCUCAAGGCGCAGCGUACGAUGACACUGAUCUUGGGCUCCUUUCAGAAUACGGAGCCGCAGUGGUCAGAGGUGUACACCGCUGUCCUAGUGGCAGAAGCAGAUGGUGAGCAGCAUGUGGAGCAGGUGUUUUCAGAUCCAGCACAGGCGUUGAUGCAAAAUGCGGAUGUGCCAUCCCUUGAGCUGACACAUCGCUACCAUGGCAGCAACUCCUGGACUCUGCCUCUCGGGAGAUUUCAGACAAACGGCUCCAGCUCAUCCUUCGAUUUCAGCUUCCCUUCUGGGUUUCGCCUGUCGGCGCAACUCUCGGGCCGAAUCCUUUGGAAUGCAGACAAACCUCUCGAAGGUCCUGAAGGCUGGGUGCAGCGACUACCCUCAGCGAUGCUGCCAACACACUACUUCGUGGAAACGCUGGCGUCACCCACAGACUAUGAGCUGAACGGCCUGCAAGGCCAAGGUUUCGCUCACCAGGAGAUGAACUACGGAAAGCGAUUUCCAUCAGCCUUCGUCUGGUCACAGGGCAUCGCAGACGGAGGAACAACUCAGCUUGUCUUGACGGGUGGCAAGUUUACCAUAUCGGGUCUGACCACGAACCAAUACAUCCUAGCGUUCCGCUCCAAACAUCGUCAGUGGACCUUCCGGACCAUCGAUGGGCACGGAUUUCGUGAUGAGGUGGAUGGCUGCAAUGGCACGUUCUCCCUGAUAGCUAGAUCGCGGGGUCGCCGGCUGGAGCUCAUGAUUUCGGCCCCGUUGAGCAGUUUCUCGGAGAACAUCUUUGUGCCAACUGCCAAAGGGUUUAGCCGAACUCCGGGGAGCACGGAAACUCACACGGCGACUGCGGUCGUUCGACUGUGGGAGGCUCGACAGAAGCGGGUCGCAGAGUACGCCACGUUCAAGCAAGCAGCGCUGGAGUUCGGUGGCCAUUACAACUGCGCAGAUCCAUCGACGAGGGCAGCACCGGCACCGAGUCAAGGAUCUCAAGAGGUAGCUUUUGUUGGCUUCCAGGAGCCCAAGAGUCGAUUCAGAGGCGGCCGCAGCCGCAGCCACAGCUUGGGUCGCGGGAAUCUGGCGGUCGUUGCGCGAAGAUCUGCAGCUCCAGCCGCGCUCUGGGCCGGGGCGCUCGCAGCAGCUCUGCUGCUCAGGGCAAAAUUUCGGCAGAAGCAAAGGACUCUGCAAGAGGGCAUUGCAGACUUUUACGAUGCCUCAACGGGCGUUUGGGUGGAGAUCUGGGGGGAUCACUUGCACCAUGGCUACUACGAGGACAACUCAUGGAGAUCUCUGAAGCAGCACCGAGAGGCCCAAGUCCGGAUGAUCGAGGAGGUUCUGAGUUGGGCAGAUGUCUCAUCAGACCGUGCUCCACAAGCGAUCCUGGAUGUCGGCUGCGGAGUCGGAGGCUCUUCCCGCUACCUGCAGAAGAAGUACGGUGCAAAGGUCACCGGCAUCACUCUGAGCCCCAAGCAGCAAGCACAAGCCACAGCGCUCUCCAAGUCACAGCCCGACUGCACUUUCCAAGUUGCGGAUGCACUGAAGAUGCCCUUUGCAGACAACUCUUUUGACCUCGUGUGGUCGCUCGAAAGCGGCGAGCACAUGCCGGAGAAAGCCAAGUUUAUGAGUGAAAUGCACCGUGUUUGCAAACCUGGUGGCCGUAUCAUCCUUGUCACCUGGGUGCACCGAAAUCUGGAAGCGAACGAAGCGCUGACGUCGAAGGAGGUGCGCCUCCUCAAGCGCAUUAGCCAGGCGUACCACUUGCCAGAUUGGUGCAGCAUGGACGACUACUGUCACAUAGCCACAGAGAAGUUGGGCAUGUCAGGCAUCCGAAGCGAUGACUGGUCCAAGUUCAUUGCGCCCUUCUGGUCAGCCGUAAUCCAGACGGCCUUGCAGCCGCGGGGUUGGUGGGCGCUCGCAAGAGGUGGCCUGGAGACCUUCCGCGGUGCUUUGGUGAUGCCUCUCAUGAACCGGGGCUAUCGAACUGGAACGGUUCGCUUUGGCUUGAUGACGGGAUGCAAGGUGCAAGGCGGUGAUAUUGCUGCUGCAAGUACGGCUGCGGCUUCUGCACCGUCAGCGCUGUCGGUAUGGAAAGCAAAGCCAAAACGGCUGGCGCUCUGUGGCGCUUUGGGGCAGGUGGUCUCAUCUUCGACCACGAAAUCCUCGAGACUUGCAGCCUUGCUGGCCAAGGUAAAGACCGUCUGGGAUUUCACGCGCCCCCACACAUUGAUCGGGACCGUCAUCUCGAUCACGACGGUACACCUCUUUGCCGUGGCUCCGCUGCCUUCCAUCAGCUGGCCGGCCUUCGCAAUCCAGACGCUCCGGGCACUGGUGCCGGCGAUGCUCGUGAAUGUCUACAUCACUGGCCUCAACCAGAUCUACGAUGUCGAGAUCGAUCGCCAGAACAAGCCAUAUCUCCCGAUUCCCUCUGGACGACUCUCCAAUGGCUCUGCAUGGCUGAUCGUGCUUGGCUCUCUCUUCGGUGCAGAGGCCGUGACAUGCACCUAUGAGACGGCCGGCGUCAUGGCGCUUCAGUUCCCUUUGAUCGCAAGUGCAAUCCUGGGCACAGCUUACUCAGUGCCACCCUUUCGCUUGAAGCGCUUUCCCUUUCUGGCUGCGCUGAGCAUCAUUGUUGUUCGCGGUGUGGUCGUCAACAUGGGCUUCUACUAUUACAUUGGGCAUGCCCUUGGUGUAGCAGGACAGGUGUCGACAUUCCGAAGCGCAAUGGCUGCAGCAUUCUUUGCAGCCUUCGGCUUGGUGAUAGCCUUGAUGAAG
Molecule: messenger RNA, 2856 nt
Organism: Symbiodinium necroappetens
Lineage: Eukaryota; Dinophyceae; Suessiales; Symbiodiniaceae
Source: the annotation of a GenBank genome assembly